Colletotrichum fioriniae is the source of this 1170-nucleotide messenger RNA. The record is from RefSeq and is a predicted model, not a curated record. Lineage: Eukaryota; Fungi; Ascomycota; Sordariomycetes; Glomerellales; Glomerellaceae.
AUGGCCGUCCUCAAGCACUGCGUCUGGCUCCUCUUUGCCGCCGGCAACGCUGCCCUUACCUCUGCCAAGACCACAACCCACAACUUUACGCAGACGGCGAUCGACAAUGGCGAUGCUCUCAACCAGCUCUCAGCGCAGGCUCUCGAGGCCUCAAAGGCCCUGAACCAGCGGAUGGGUAUCAACUCGACCUGCACGCCUGAAAAGCUGCGCGUACGGAAAGAAUGGAGAACAAUUCCUGCCGAAGAGCGCAUGGCGUACGUCGCCGCGGUCAAGUGUCUUCAGUCUUCCCCCAAUCUGUUGAACGCCACGGAGCUUCCGUCUGCAAAGUCAUUAUACGACGACUUUGUUCUGACCCAUCUCAACCAGACUGGAAUGAUUCACAUUACGGGAACCAACUCAAAUCUGAUUACCCGCGCAACAGGAACCUUCCCCUACUGGGAAUGGGGUUUCGAUGUCGAAGACCCAGCCAAGUCCCCUGUCUUCGACGGCUCAGAGACUUCCAUGGGAAGCAACGGCGCGGCCACCGAGCACCAGGGCAUGCACCUCCUCCAGAGCUUCACCAACACCACCAUCAUCCUAGAGCCCGGCUCGGGCGGCGGCUGCGUGGAGACCGGACCCUUCUCCGACAUGGUCGUCCACGUCGGGCCCAGGCUGCUAUGGCAGUACGGCACCACGACGCCACUGACCGUCGACAAGCCGACAGAUGACCAUCCUCGCUGCCUGAAGCGUGAUCUUAACAAGCACAUUGCUUCCCGAUACGCUUCGCUGCGGAAUACCACUGAGCUGAUCCUCGGUAAUGACAACAUUGAGUGGUUCCAGGCGGUUAUGCAGGGUGAUGACAGGUAUACGCCGGGCAGCGAGGUCGGCGUUCACGGAGGAGGUCACUACACGAUAGGAGGCGACCCCGGCGCGGAUCCCUUCAUUUCUCCUGGCGAGCCCGCCUUCUUCCUGCACCACGCCCAAAUCGACCGCGUCUACUGGAUCUGGCAGAUGCUUGACUUUGCCAACAGACAGGACAUCUUCGGCACCAGGACAUUGCAAAACAACCCGCCGAGCGCAAACGCUACCUUGGACGACCUCAUUGACAUUACCCCCAUUGGCGGAUCGGCUAAGCUCAGAGACCUGAUGAGCACUGUCGGAGGAUCGCCGUUCUGCUACGUCUAUGAGUAA